Molecule: messenger RNA, 700 nt
Organism: Triticum aestivum (bread wheat)
Lineage: Eukaryota; Viridiplantae; Streptophyta; Magnoliopsida; Poales; Poaceae
Exons: 3
Coding region: 107-484 (125 amino acids)
Source: RefSeq, a predicted model, not a curated record
AAGUUUUUUUGCCCGAGGGGUCCGUUGUAGAAAAGGUUUUGUUUUAGGGGGUCCGAACCCUAGCCGCCUCCAAGCUCGAUCGAUCUCGGCCAUCUCAUCCCACCCCAUGGCGCUGCGUAACCUGGUCACCAAGGUGCGGGCCCCGCUCUCCGCCGCUCUCCGGCCGCCGUCGGUAUCCCGCGGGUCGCCGGCGGUCCGCUCGUGGCCCUUCUCCGCAGCCCCCCGUCAGGGUGAACACCAUGGGAAAAGAAUUUUUGAUUUUGAGUCAGCCACUGAAGAGGAGGUCAUUCGGGAGGCAAGAUUGCUAGAUAAACAGAUUGACAAAAAUCUGUCACAUAUCAGGGAGUACGACGAGAAUGUCAUGCCAAGAGUUUUGCAGGGUAUAUAUGGAAAGGUGAAGUGGUUCUUUGGUGCUGGCGCCGUUGUCGAGCUCGUACGUCUGGGGAUUUCGGCACGUCAGGAUAGUGUUGGACAUUCGGAGUGAGGGCACUCUGCCGUUGAUGUUGUUGGAUGUCUCAUGAUGGAGCUCUCUGUUUAUCCCAUCCCCUAGUCUCUGCUAUCUGUCUCUGAUGUGUCAAGUAUAACUAUGCUUAUAUAUGGCCUGACUACCAACCAGCCUUCCGUGUCUUAUGUACCAGCACUCUGCUAAGCAACUCAGUUUAUACGGUCUGACUACCAGCUUUCCGUUCUUGAUGUUUCA